CUCAGAUAGACAAUUGAAUGCAGACCUACAACGACCCCCAUUCGUUUCCCCUAUCUGACAUCUCGCGUGGCCAGCUAACAACCUCGUGGCAGUUUUAGGGGCCCAAAGGGGACUGUUUAUAAACUGAGCGGAGGUGCCAGGAUCCAGGUUUUUCUCUUCUCCAGGGAAUUCUGCCUCCGCGACCAGCGUACCACUUGGUUCGAUUCCUGACUUCAGGUAUCGACCGUCCACUCCCUUGACUUUAUUUGAACAAAUUUUGAUAUUCUCCGUUAAUCCCCGAGACCUUUUCACCAUGCAUCUUCACUUUCUUCUUCCGGCCUUGUUAGCCGUUGGCGCUACACGUGCGGCACCGGCGCCUGUCGAAAACACCUUCUCGGAGCGCGAUGCCGCCGUAUCUGCUGCUUCGAUCUACAUACCGGCCUCGACCCUUAAAACGGAUAUUCUAGCCGCCAAAGGCCUUGUCAAUCUGGCAAUCUAUGAGCUGACGAACCCGUCGAGCGGAAGCUGCAAUCUGCUCAAUGCAGCUGUGCGGAGAGAAUGGUCUACGCUCUCGAAGGACGAGAGGCUUGCUUACAUUGAGGCCGAGUUGUGCCUCAUGUCGAAGCCGACUCAGGACCCCAAUUUCGCAGCCGGCGCAAGAUCCCGGUACGACGACUUUGUUGCAGUCCAUAUCAACCAAACACUUUCCAUCCACGGAACCGCAAACUUCCUGGCAUGGCACCGUACCUUCACCUGGAACUUCGAGCAGGCACUACGAAAUGAGUGCGGCUAUACAGGGUACCAGCCGUACUGGAACUGGGGAAAGUACGCCUUUGACCCCCUCAAUUCCCCCCUGUUCGACGGCAGCGACUACAGCAUGUCUGGCAAUGGUGCCUACGAGGCACACGGCUGCACUGAAGCCCUGCCUACGGAUCUGAAUUGCAUUCCUCCCGGCUCUGGAGGUGGCUGUGUGACCACCGGGCCCUUCAAGGAUUACGUCGUCAACUUGGGUCCUGUUGCCCCGACGUUGGAUAUCCCGGGAAUCAUUAACUACUCCAACCCGAACCCUCUCGCCUAUAAUCCCCGCUGUCUCCGUCGCGACAUCUCAUCCUGGGUCUCUUCCAACUGGACCAAGGACUCGGACUCUUACGACCUGAUCUCCAACUACAACGACAUCCUGUCGUUCCAGAACCGCAUGCAGGGUGAUUUCAGCGUCGGGUUCUACGGUGUCCACACCGCCGGCCACUUCACGACUGGCGGCGACCCGGGCGGUGAUCUCUUCUCCUCUCCCGCGGAGCCGACAUUCUUCCUGCACCACGCCCAAAUUGACCGGACUUGGUGGAUCUGGCAGAACCAGGACCCCAAGAACAGGAGGAACGCCUUUGCAGGUGGUACUUCCACCCUGGAUCCCGUCAACAGCCCGCCCGGACAGCUUACCGACCCGAUCAACAUGGGCAGUCUGGGACAGACGAUCCAGAACCAGGACGCCUUGUGGUCGACUGCAGGUCCUUUCUGCUACAUUUACGUCUGAAGGAGGAGGUGGUGGAGGAGGUGGAGAAGGACAGGGUGUGCUUGUUUGUACGUCACGACCAUUCUCAAACCUGGGUACGCAAUAGAAUUUCACAGGAUUUCACAGCAAGCAUUACACGGUCAAACUUAUCGGGCAUAGUACUUAAUGUUUAUUCUUUAGUCCAGUUUCCAGUCUGGACGAGUCUCAG
This is a messenger RNA of Cladophialophora immunda, 1697 nucleotides long. RefSeq lists its product as uncharacterized. NCBI's taxonomy places the organism in Eukaryota, Fungi, Ascomycota, Eurotiomycetes, Chaetothyriales, Herpotrichiellaceae. The transcript has a single exon. Gene Ontology annotation, molecular function: oxidoreductase activity. The record is from RefSeq and is a predicted model, not a curated record. Bases 293 to 1510 code for a protein of 405 amino acids.